AGAUUGUCAACAAAACUUUCUCGUACAGCGAAAGGAGCAGUUCGUAGCUCUGUUUAAAUACGGAUCUUUGCGUGCAUCGAGCCGAGGUCAUACAAUAAUUGAGCAUGUUGCGCAAACAGCUUAAUUUACGCCAUUAUCUACCUCCAUAUCGCGCAUUGGCAACAUCGUUACCAUGGAGACAAACCGGCACAAUACCGGUCGAUGAGCAACCAGCGGCCGAGCAAGCGAUGGAUGAGUUUACGCGGGAGUUUAUGCGGAAUCGCAUCAAAGUGAGCGAUCUUCAGCGAUUCAUCUUGAGCACCGGAAGUUCGAUCGCUGCUUUGGUAGACCCACGAAGGCAUGAUAUGAUCGCGUGCUUGGGGGAAACGACAGGCCGCGAAGCUUUGGAACGAAUAAAACGUUCGAUGGAAAGCAGCGAAGAAGGAAGAGAGAUUCUGGCAGAAAAACCGCGCAUUAACACUCGCACCAUCAACAUGGAACAGCUAAAACAACUUCCGGAAAAUUCUUUCGGCCAUUCAUAUGUGGCGUUCAUGGAAAAGAAUAACAUCACCCCUGAUUCACGGAUGGAAGUACGUUUUAUCGAAGAUCCCGAGCUUGCUUAUGUUAUGACGCGAUAUCGCGAAACACACGAUAUGGUUCACGCAAUCCUAGAUAUGCCCACCAACAUGUUGGGUGAGGUUUCGGUCAAAUGGGUGGAAGCAAUCAACACGGGCCUUCCGAUGUGCUACGGAGGAGCCAUUUUUGGUGCAUUUCGCUUGCGUCCCAAACAACGGCAAAACUAUCUGCAUACAUACUUACCGUGGGCGCUAAAAACAGGAGCACGCAUCAAACCAUUGAUGACAGUUUUCUGGGAAAAACGAUGGGAACAGGAUAUAACCGAGUUGCGAAAGGAACUGGGAAUUGAACUAGUAACCAGGCACUAAGUAGAGAUGAGUAGCCAAUGUUGAACCAACUCAUGUUUUGUUUUCCUACGUGAUAAAGAGAUGAUAGUCAAUACACGUUAAUGCACCGCUGAAA
Messenger RNA from Anopheles darlingi, 1017 nucleotides. It is a transcript of the gene Coq4, whose product is annotated as ubiquinone biosynthesis protein COQ4 homolog, mitochondrial. Gene Ontology annotation, cellular component: mitochondrial inner membrane; mitochondrion. Gene Ontology annotation, biological process: ubiquinone biosynthetic process. The transcript has 5 exons. The record is from RefSeq and is a predicted model, not a curated record. The coding region runs from base 105 to 923 and encodes 272 amino acids. Lineage: Eukaryota; Metazoa; Arthropoda; Insecta; Diptera; Culicidae.